AUGGGCAAAGCGUCUACACCGGGCAGCAACUGGGAGCAGCUCAAGAAGAAGCUCCCCGCUUCCGAGCCCAAGAGCAAGACCCAGUACCACCCCGCACACUCCAAGAAGAGCAAAUACCGUUCUUCUGGCAUUGCAUCCUUCUCGAAAGAGCUGGUAGCGGAACCAAGCACGCCCAGCACCGAGGCCGGCCCCUCUCGCCCCGUGAAGGAGUCGUUUACCCAGGUCGAGGGUGUGGUCUUUCUCACCCCUCCGUCUGAUAAGCCGCUCCUGACCGAGCUCCGCACCAUGGUGUCUGGCCGCAUGGUCUUGAACGAGGCCAAGAGGGCCCCCGGCAACUAUGUCGCUAUCGAUUGCGAAAUGGUGGGAAUGGGACACAUGGGUUCCGAGUCGGCACUUGCGCGUGUGUCCCUCGUCAACUACCACGGCCACGUCCUCCUCGACACCUUUGUGCAGCCCCGUGAGAAGGUGACAGACUGGAGGACGUGGGUUUCCGGUGUCCGCGAAUCGGAUAUCAUUGAUGCUCCCUCGUUUGAAGAGGUGCAGAAGCAAGUCGCCGCGCUUGUCAAGGAGCGUAUCCUUAUCGGCCAUGCCGUGGAGAACGAUAUGAAGGCGCUGCUCCUCAGCCACCCCAACCCCCUUCUCCGCGAUACCCAAAAGUGCAAGCAGCUUCGCGAACGUGCCAAGACCAAGCGUCCUGGUCUCAAGAAGCUCACCGAGUCCGAGCUGGGUCUCAAGAUUCAAGCGGGAGCGCAUAGUUCGGUCACCGACGCUCGCGCAACGAUGGCUCUUUACCGUCUUGUCAAGCCCGAGUGGGAAGCGUCCCUCCGCAGUGUCAUGGAGACAUACCGCGAGAAGGCCGGCCUGGCACCCAUGGCCAAGGGUGGCAAGAGGAAGCGCCAGGAGGACGCCGAGGACGACGACGACGAGGACGCGGCCGAGAAUGGGAAGAAGGGGAAGCGUCACCCCAAGGAGUUUCCCGGAGGAGGCCGCAAGGGAAUCAGUAGUGGCCUCAGUGUGGUGGUCAAGAGGUUUGGCAAAAAGGUCGAGGACGACCAGCCAAAGCGCCGUGGACCGGCACCUGUGGCGGCGACUGGUGGCAGCUGGUGGGAGGAGGGGGCCAGCUAA
Molecule: messenger RNA, 1125 nt
Organism: Apiotrichum porosum
Lineage: Eukaryota; Fungi; Basidiomycota; Tremellomycetes; Trichosporonales; Trichosporonaceae
Gene: REX4
Product: 3'-5' exonuclease
Exons: 7
Coding region: 1-1125 (374 amino acids)
Biological process (GO): rRNA processing; ribosomal large subunit assembly
Cellular component (GO): nucleus
Molecular function (GO): 3'-5' exonuclease activity; nucleic acid binding
Source: RefSeq, a predicted model, not a curated record